This is a messenger RNA of Phytophthora infestans T30-4, 2511 nucleotides long. RefSeq lists its product as uncharacterized. The coding region runs from base 1 to 2511 and encodes 836 amino acids. Gene Ontology annotation, molecular function: calcium-activated cation channel activity. The transcript has 2 exons. Lineage: Eukaryota; Oomycota; Peronosporomycetes; Peronosporales; Peronosporaceae. The record is from RefSeq and is a predicted model, not a curated record. Gene Ontology annotation, cellular component: plasma membrane.
AUGAGUACGACGCAGCAAGAUGCCGCCGCAGCAAACGCCAAUCCGAGCGGCACCAUCAAGACGAGUGUGUCUAUCUACUUCUCAAUACUGGGAGCAGGACUGAUACUAUUCGAGAGUCUUCGUAGACGCUUCCGUCGCGCUUACGACAAUCGUCGUCAAGAGGAAGAUAUUUUCAACAUGUCCACUUUGAAUUCUCGCAGUGAUGGACUGUUUCACUGGGUUCCAGCAGGUUUCCGUGUGUCGGACGAUGAAAUUUUGCAACGAUGUGGAUUGGACACGAUGACAUUCCUUCGAUUCCUGAGACUUGGUCAGAAGCUGGCACUGUUGGCUGUGGGUUGUUCCGCGGUGCUGUUCCCUAAUUUACCUGAAGGGAAUGACAGACUGUGGGCCCCGACAGUCGUAGCGUUUAUUAUGGCAGCAUACGCGAUGAGACUGUUAAUCAGAGAGUAUAAGCUCUACGUGCGAUAUCGUCACGAAGUGUUGGGCAGGAUGGAGGCACCACAGUACUCGGUGCUGGUCAAUGACCUGCCACUGCAUCUGCGAACGCGCCAAACGCUCGAGAUAUAUAUGUCUAAGAUUUUCCCAUCGUCGAUCCGAAACGUGUAUGUGGCGCUAGAAUGUGCCACGUUAGAGAUGUUAGUGGACCGACGUGAAAAAGUACGUGGAGCUCUUGAACAUGCGCUGUCAAAGUGCGAGCGAUCACGUAUGAGACCGCGACAUCGAGAGGGGAGAUCGAGAAUUCGGAUGAUGAUGUGUAAAACCGGAAGUCGAGGUUUCGAGGUUGAUAGUAUUGAUCAUUACCAGGACCAAUUGGCAACACUAAACGAGGAAGUCGCGAGAGAGAUUCGAAGUAUUGAUGACGCUCAGGAACAACUUGCGAUUCAAGUCGAGGAACAGGAACGCGAAACUGGAAGUUUUAACGAUGACGAAGAACUGCAGUUGCCAGAAUCUAGAGGAGGCUGGGAAAAAGUGUCAAAGAAGACGAAAGAGCACGAGGAUUCGAAGAGGGCCCCACUGAUCGAUCGUCGUGGACGGGCAGAAGAAUUGCACAACAGUUUUGGAGGUGACGAGGAAGACGACAUUGAUGAGAAGAAAGCGCGCCGACACGACAGAGAAAUGAGUCAGGACGAGCGUGAGCAAGUUCGCAAGGAACGACCGAUCCGGGUGAUGAGGAGAGCAGCGUUUGUUUCAUUUUCGUCGCUUAUGUCAGCACAAGUUGCACAGCAGGCGCUACAGUCUAAGGACCCAGAGUGCAUGACUGUUGUGCCGGCACCGCAUGUGGACGACAUUAACUGGAACAACAUUGGGCUUCGCUAUCGCACACGAUCGCUCGGAAUGCUUGUGUCGUCCUUGAUUUCGGCCACAAUUGUGCUAUUCUGGACGAUCCCCACUGCUUUUGUGGCCUCGCUGGCUACAGUUGAGUCACUUCGACGCGCGCUUCCGUUUUUGAACAGGGCUUUCGACGAAUAUCCGCUUCUUCAAGAUAUUUUCAAACAGAUCGCACCGCUUGCUCUUGUGGCGUUGAGUGCGUUGGCACCGAUCGUGUUCAGUUUUCUAUCGGGUAGAGAGGGCCAUCCGUCGAAUACUGAGGUUCGUGCUGCCCUCUUCACGAAACUAGCGUAUUUUCAGUUGGUCCAGAUUUUUUUUGUGACAGUGAUAGUCGGAACCAUCUUGGACAGUCUUAAGGAAAUUCUGGAUCAGCCGAAGAAACUUGUGUCUAUGCUUGGUCGCAGCAUGCCUCAACAAUCGACGUUCUUCAUCUCGUACGUGAUCGUGCAGACAGGAUUGGGCCUCGUGUUGGAGUUGCUACGUGUCGUUCCGUUGAUUUUGUCUGCACUUUAUGCACUUUUGGCUCCGAAACACACGCGACGUGAGCGCAAUUCGCCGUGGUUGGGUCUGCGUGAUAUCGCACAGACCAAUCCGUUUGACCCGACGAACUCUCUUGCCGAUAGUUUUCUGGUUUUAUUGGUCACGCUGACAUUUGCACCGAUCGCGCCUUUGGUUUGUUACUUUACGUGGUUUUUUUUCUUCGUGGCCGAGAUAGUCUAUCGUCGGCAGGUACUCUGUGUGUACAAGCCGACGUGUUUUGCUCUGGGAGCGUACUGGCCUCGUAUGUUUAAGUUUUGCAUCAUCGCUCUCGUCGUUGCUCAGCUCACUCUCAUCGGAAUUUUGUCACUCAAAAAAGCAGCUACUCCCUCGAUCUUUAUCGUUGCGCUCAUCGUUAUCGUGCUGUUGUUCAACUACCACGUUCUCACUCUCUACCCACCGGUAGCCAAGUAUCUGCCGUUGACGGACUGCGUGCGUCUGGAUACUGCGCGAGGCCUUCGUGAUCCUACAGCACCGAAGUUUUUCUUUUUGGAUAACGUCUAUCGACAACCAGCACUGAACCAGCGAGUCCCUAUUCGUGCAGACUAUCGGAUGUUGGUGAAUGCCUACAGCGACGAAACAGCAUUGACAUCGCCUGAGGUUUAUUCUGCUGAGGAUCAGCACUUGUUUACUAGUGUAGUCUGA